Messenger RNA from Vanrija pseudolonga, 498 nucleotides. RefSeq lists its product as uncharacterized. The transcript has a single exon. Bases 1 to 498 code for a protein of 165 amino acids. The record is from RefSeq and is a predicted model, not a curated record. NCBI's taxonomy places the organism in Eukaryota, Fungi, Basidiomycota, Tremellomycetes, Trichosporonales, Trichosporonaceae.
AUGGACAAGCAGCUCACCUCGCCGCUCCUCAUCGAGCCCGUCGGACGCGCGACCAAGCUCUCCCCCCAGGCGACGUUUACUUCGCUCCAGUCCUUCCUCGGCACGCUGCAGCCCAGCCCGGCGCGUACCCAGCUCGAGCGGCUGGCGGACGCGCUCGGCGUCGAGACGGGCGCGAUCGCGCCGUCCGAGGAGGCGCGGCGCGAGGCCGAGCGCGUCGCUGCUCGUGCCAAGGCGCGCGCUGAGCGCCGUGCUGAGCGCGAGGCGGCGCGCAAGGCCGCCGAGGAGGCCGAGCUCGAGGCUGCUGUCGAGGACGAGGGCGACAACGAGGCCGCCCACGAGCGGUUUGUCGAGGCUGAGGACGAGGCCGAGGAGGAGGGCCUCGGACAGGCCAACUUUGACGAUGUGGAGGGCAUGGAGGACCGCGGGGACGUCGAGUACGGCGACGUGCCUGAAUCAGAUCACGACGAGCCCGACAACGAGGUCGACAUGGACGAGUAG